AAACUUCGAGGUAGUGAUUUCGUCACAUUCCAAUGAUUGUCAAGAAGGUAAAAGGUAGCAACUACCGCUGACACGGCCAAUAACUUAAUUCACAUGACCGUACUUGCCGAAUUCCUUACCAGUAAAUCCCAGAAGAAUCUACUAGUAAGCCAAGCCAAAAGCCAGGGACAAUUAAAUAAGCUUUCUACUAUCAACCAGGUUCCUGCCAAGGUUUCUUUUAUACCUAAUACCUAUUAUACCAGGCCCAGUAUACCUACCUCCUACCUACCUCCUACCUACCUCCUGCCUCUUACCUCCUACCUCCUGCCUAAUACAUUGCAUACUUUUGACUUUUGCCAACCAAAGUCCACCGGCAUUCAUUAGUGCCAUCAACUUCGUCGUUAUCUUUACUCUCUCCUUCGAGCGUCUUCUUACGUUCAUAGACAGCUCCUACCUACAUACAGGUAUAUCUCCACAAUACCCUUGUAAUUCCCUCUAUUCCUUAUAUCUUGAUACCCGCAGUAAUAGAAGCUUCGUCGCCGAGAUACCCAUUCCAUCAUCACUAUCACCAAUCAAUAUGCCUUCAAUUAGGCUGAAGAAGCCUCUCCUCUUACUAAAUCGAGUGGUUGGACAUUCGUCGGCCAAAAAUCACAUCACCAAAAUCCACCUCGGCGACACGGAUGCGUUAGACGAAGAAGCAGAUAAGAAGCAUCUAAAAGCAUUAUACGAGAAGCGAGCCAAGAAAGAAUUACAAGAAGAGAACCGGCGAUCGUUACAGGCAAAGCGUAAGGAGAAAGAACAGGCAGCCUUAUCCAGCGAACCACCAGAAUUACGAUCAAGCUAUGGUACGCUUACCGAAGAAGCCAUACCGCCUUCCUUCCUCCUUGAACAUUUGUCGCCCGAUCAUGUUGGGCAGACUAUCAGCUUCAAUGCUCGACUUCACCACGUGCGAUCCGUAAGUGCGAAGUUGGCUUUCAUAUUGUUACGCCAACAGGUCGAUACCGUACAAGGUGUUUUACAAGUUCGAGAGGGGGUUGUCUCCGAGCAGUUCGUACGAUGGGCCGAGCAUCUUAAUACCGAGUCCCUAGUACACAUUCGGGGUACUGUGCGCGAACCGCCAGAACAGAUAAAAACCUGCAGUAUACAUAGUCUCGAGAUUCUGAUCGAUAGCAUGCACGUCCUUGUUCCAGUAGAGAGUCCUAUACCCAUUGAUGUAUACAACAUGGAGCAGGUGGAAGAAGACGAAAACACUCACGAGAAGCAACUGGCCGCCUCAAACCGCGUCCGUGUUGCGAACAGGCUAGUCUUCCUCCGAACCCCAGUCAUGCAGAGCAUCUUCCGUAUUCGCUCAGGAAUAUGCAACCUAUUCCGGUCUUCGCUAGAAGAGCAGGGGUUCAUUGAGAUCCAAACGCCCAAGCUCCAGCCUGCGGCAACCGAGUCAGGUGCGGAGGUCUUCAGAGUUAACUACUUUGGAAGAACCGCAUUCUUGGCGCAAAGUCCGCAAUUGGCGAAGCAGGCUGCGAUUUCUGCCGACUUUGGUCGCGUUUUCGAAAUUGGGCCCGUUUUCAGAGCUGAAGACAGCAAUACCCAUCGACACCUAACGGAGUAUACCGGUCUAGAUCUAGAAAUGACGAUUCAAAAAGACUACCACGAGGCGAUGGACGUGAUUGACGAAAUGCUGAAGACCAUCUUCAAGGGCGUCUACGCGCGGUACCGCAAAGAGCUUGAUAACAUCAAGACGAGAUUUCCCCACGAGGAUUUAGUCUGGCUGGACCAGACACCUCGUCUUACCUUUAAGGAGGGAAUUCAAUUGUUAAACUCGUCCGGGUGGACGGAUGAUGAUGGGAAACCAGCUUCUGAGAACGAGGACCUCGGAACUCGUGCAGAGAUCCGGCUCGGACAGCUGGUCAAAGAGAAAUAUGGGGCUGACUACUUCAUCCUCGACAAAUUCCCAGCAUCAGCACGACCAUUUUAUACACACUUGGACCCGAAUGACGAGACGAUUACCAACUCCUUCGACAUCUUCCUUCGCGGCCAAGAAAUCACAACAGGAGGCCAGAGAAUCAAUAAUCCAAGAAUCCUAGCUGAGAGGAUGAGGAAAGCUGGACUCAAUCCAGAAGGGAUGGAAGAGUAUAUGCAGGCCUUCGAAUGGGGCGCGCCGCCUCACGCAGGAUGCGGUAUUGGUCUUGAACGCGUGCUAUUCUUGCUAUUGAACCUGGGAGACGUACGAAACGCCACCUUAUUCCCAAGAGAUCCGAAAUCUCUCCCCGCGAAGAAGCCAGAUCAUAACGGCAAGGUUCCGUUCCCCGAAGCUGACACUAUUCGAUACGCGUUCGAAGGGGAGCACGAUCACGUCCACUUGCCUGACUUAGACAAGCUAAUCGUAAACUACGGUGAUGCAACGAACACGUCUUGGCUCGACGAAAGGUACAAGGUCUGGCGGGAUGUUGAGACCGGAGCAGCUGUUGGAUACGCCGAGGAGAACGGGUACGCGAUGAUCAUGGGUAACCCUCUUUGCGACCCACGUCAGUAUCCUAUUGUCAUCAGCUCUUUUCUCAAAUACUUGAAAAAGAGCGAGGACCUACGGCCUAUCUGGAUUCUGGUCUCCGCCCAAGUAGAAGAGAUUCUCGGCGAGAAGCUUGGGUGGAGAACACUGACGUGUGUAGCUGAAGAGCGCGUGGACAUAGAAAAUGCCGGCAGGGUCGCCAAGAAGGAGCGCCAGGCCCAGAAGGCCGAGAUCAAGAUACACGAGACGACGCUUGGUCAGUCGGUUCCCGACGACGUGCGCGAAAAGUGCGACAAGCGCAUCGUCGACUGGAAAGAGAGCCGCAAGGGACGUAAGCAAGUCCACAUCACCGAAGUGCAGCCUUGGAUAUCCAUGGCGCAUCGGCGCUACGUGUGGGCCGAAGACAAAACGGGCGAAAUCGUCGGUCUUGUCAUUUUGCAUCGCCUCUCCCCCGAGCACGGAUACCAAAUCAAGUUUGCGCUCGACUUCCCCGGCUCGCCAUCUGGCAGUAUCGAAGCUCUCAUCUCCCACGCUAUCCAAAGUUUAGUAGCUACAGGUGUUAGCAGCGUGACUUUCGGUGCCGGUGCCAUGGACGAGCUUCUUAUCGGAAGUAAUCUCAACGGCAUCAAGGCUAAGCUCCUAAGUCGGACGUAUAAGACAGUUGCUCAGCAGCUUAAACUAGUGGCGAAGAGCGAAUUCAGAGAAAAGUUCGGCGUGAAGCAUGAUCCGGUUUACAUCUGUUACCCGUUCAUGGGUCUGGGAGUCUCCGGCGCCAGGACGCUGAUUAAAUUCUUCGAAGACGAGAUGUAAAGGCGAUAUCAAUGUGCGAUUGCGUAUAAUUACCUGUUUUUUGUCGUUUUUCCUUUGGCUGUAGCAGAGCACGGCUGGGUGGAAACGUUCUUGAUUCGAUACCAGGGUAGAUGAUCUGGAUGCAUUUGAUGACCCCUCCCCCCCCCCCUUUUUUUUUUCUUAAUGAUGGUAGAUACCCAUUGCGGAUAAUAAUAUUGGGCGAUGUAUGAAAGAUAGAAGAGACAUGUAAUAAUGAAGACUCAAUAAUGACUUCAGAAGUUUAUUCGUUAUCAUGGUGUUUGUUUUAACGGGAGCUCAACUAAGCUCAUUAUCCUUUGGUCGCGGUUCUGGUUUAGCGAAUGUUGGUAUACAAAACGAUCAUGACUUUGAACUUAAUAGAUUAGGUAGUAUUCAUACAAAGUCGAUAAAAGUUAUUCACAUAAU
Daldinia caldariorum is the source of this 3718-nucleotide messenger RNA. RefSeq names its product aspartyl-tRNA synthetase. The coding region runs from base 557 to 3295 and encodes 912 amino acids. Gene Ontology annotation, biological process: aspartyl-tRNA aminoacylation. Gene Ontology annotation, cellular component: cytoplasm; cytosol; aminoacyl-tRNA synthetase multienzyme complex. Gene Ontology annotation, molecular function: aspartate-tRNA ligase activity; ATP binding; RNA binding. The record is from RefSeq and is a predicted model, not a curated record. Lineage: Eukaryota; Fungi; Ascomycota; Sordariomycetes; Xylariales; Hypoxylaceae. The transcript has a single exon.